CCACCCGAACACCCUUACAUUCGAGCCUCAUCCGCGUACUCUGCCGUUGUACAGCUAUACGCUCGCUCUGCCCAACUUGACUGCGCAUACACAAGAUUCCUUCGAUUUGGAGAUAUGUCUCCACUGUUUCAUCAUGUCUUCGUCGUCUGCCCAUCAUUUAAUCACCUGCGCGACGAAGCAAAUGAAGCCAUACACACCCAUACCGCCCAAAUACUGCACAAUGCAGACGUCCCUUUAUCCAUCUGCGUACCUCUCCUACAUCUCGUACACAGAAUCUUUAUGGACGGUAAUCAUUGGCCUCGGCAUAUCUCUCAGUACUAUCUUGGAAUCUUGCCACCACUCCCAUCUGCGCUCACUGUAAAACGGUCUCCCUUCCAGAGCAGGCGGUUGCAGACACGAUUCCUGCAUACGUGGCACUCCGCAGCUAUUCGGCUCGCAGGCAGGAUAUGG
Messenger RNA from Desarmillaria tabescens, 450 nucleotides. RefSeq lists its product as uncharacterized. The annotation marks the transcript as partial. NCBI's taxonomy places the organism in Eukaryota, Fungi, Basidiomycota, Agaricomycetes, Agaricales, Physalacriaceae. The transcript is spliced from 2 exons. The record is from RefSeq and is a predicted model, not a curated record.